Malus domestica (apple) is the source of this 3178-nucleotide messenger RNA. Lineage: Eukaryota; Viridiplantae; Streptophyta; Magnoliopsida; Rosales; Rosaceae. The record is from RefSeq and is a predicted model, not a curated record.
CUCCCCAAAUCCCACUUGGGUUCCAACAGCAGAGGCUGCAUCCUCAGAAUCAACAAUCUUUACUCUCUCAAGCUAUUGAUAGUUCAAGUAUUUCAACGCAAGAGAAAUUACUAUCUUCUGGUUUAUUACAAGAUCCACAAGUAUUGAGUAUGUUGCAACAGCAGUAUUUAUUGCAGUUACAUUCCCAGGCGCCUGUUCCAACACAACAAAUGUCAUUGUUGGAUAAUUUAAUGUUGCUCAAGCAGCAGCAACAGAAACAGGAGGAGCAGCAAAUUUUGUUAAGGCAACAACAGCAGUUGCUUUCCCAGGUUAUGCCAGAGCAUCACUCUCAACAGCAUUUUACUGAGCCAUCUUUUGGACAGAUGCAGGCUUCUGCGAUGCUGAAAGGGAUAGAUCCCUCCCGGCUUCAGUCGUCACAAGAAAUGUUUCCAGUUGGUACAAAUGUGCAGGUUGCUAAUACGCAAAAUGAACUUACUAGUAGUUAUAUGACUUUGCCUCCCCAAGGUAACCUAGAUAUCAGUCAUAAUGUUAGUGAGGGAGCAUCCUCAGUACCUUUACCGCAUCAAGUGCUUGGGAAUAUUACCCAUCAAAGAAGUCGGGAUGUUACUCCGGCGGCACCAAUUUCUAUUCAGCAGGAGUCGCUGCCAAUGUCCACAAAUGUUGAGAGCUCACCGUUGUUUGAUGUGAUGACCAAAUCUAGAGAGGUGUCCCUUGCGCAGGAGUCCAUACCUGAUUCUGAUUUUCAUGUUGCUAAAACCCUGGAAGAGGCAGCUGAAAACGCUUUCAUAGCUGACCGAUCUGCUGGGGUAGCAAUUUCUCAGGGUGUUGCAGAUCCUCUGCGAUCAUUAGGAGCUUUUGAGAAAGAUGUACCUGAGCAUAUCAAUGAUGUGAAUGUUCAAUCAGGCAAUCAAAUUGAAGAACAGCAGAUUGAAAGGGAAAAAUACAAUGAUGAGGCUCCUACAGUGGUUGAAGCAAAGAAUGUUGAAGUAAGAGGGCAAAGAAAGAUUUCUGAGAAGAAGUCCAAGAAGCAAAAAUCUGCCAAGGCACAGUCUUCAAGUGACCAAGCAAAAGGAGCAUCCAAGGCGCAGUCUGAAGCUGAAAAGCCUGUUGUUGGUGACGUAAAAUUGGAGACGAGAGGCAACCGAGGCAGUAAGCCUGAAAUUGUUACAGUGGAGGCUGUGGAAUCCCGACAAUCUGAAAAUUUAGAGCCUGUGAAAGUUUCUGGAGAUGAUACAGAACCUCAUGAAAUCAGGGGUGAUUCUAAGUUAGUUGAGUCUGUUUCUGGGCAAAGUACUCAUACACAGAUUGGCCAGCGAGCUUGGAAGCCUGCUCCUGGUUUUAAGGCAAAAUCGUUACUAGAAAUUCAACAGGAAGAACAGAGGAAGGCAGAGUCAGAAGUGAUUAUACCUGAGGUCACCAUCAACUCCCCCAGUUUGUCAACUCCUUGGGCCGGGGUUGUAGCCAAUUCAGAACCAAAAAUAUCUAGAGAAACUCCGGUAGAUGCAGGUAUUAAUGACUUAAAUGCUGGGAAGCCCAAAACUUCUCAAAACUCAAAGAGCAAGAAGAGCCCGCUACAUGAUUUAUUAGCAGAGGAGGUUUUGGCCAAGUCCAGUGAAAGAGAUGUUGAAAUUCCUAAUGGUGUGUCAACUCAGCAUUCUUCACAAAUUAUGCCCACCCAUUCAGAAUCCGUAGAUGACGAUAACUUUAUUGAGGCAAAAGACACCAAAAAGAGUCGCAAAAGGUCAGCAAAAGCGAAGGGUACUGGAACCAAGACCUCAAUAUCAGUUACUGCUGUAGAUGUGCCUGUUAGUUCAAGCCCCACUGAGAAAGUCAAAAGCUCCCGUUCUGUACAGCAGGAAAAGGAAGUAUUGCCUGCAAUUCCAUCAGGGCCUUCAUUGGGAGAUUUUGUUCCUUGGAAAGGAGAAACGGCUAACCCUGCUCCUUCUCCAGCAUGGCUUACAGACUCCGGGAAGAUUCCUAAACCCACAUCUUUAAGAGAUAUCCAAAAGGAGCAGGAGAAGAGGGUUGCUGCUGCUCAGCACCAAAAUCAGAUUCCAACUCCAAAGAAAUCACAGCCACCUCAAGUCACCCGCAAUAGUGCUCCGUCAUGGUCGCUUUCAGCAUCAUCUCCAUCUAAAGCUGCAUCUCCCAUCGCAAUUAAUUCCCAUGCAUCUCAGUCAAGAAAUAAAGUAGAAGAUGACUUAUUCUGGGGACCAAUUGAUCAAGCAAAGCAAGAAAAUAAGCAGGCAGAUUUUCCUCAUCUUGCAAGCCAGGGCAGUCAGGGAGUGAAAAAUACUCCUGUAAAAGGAACUUCAGCUGGUUCAUUAGGCAGGCAGAAAUCAGUGGGUGGAAAGUCAAAUGAGCGAUUACUUUCAUCCUCACCGUCUCAGUCAUCUACAAAAGGAAAAAGAGAUGCCAUGACCAAGCAAUCAGAAGCCAUGGGCUUCCAAGAUUGGUGCAAGAGCGAGUGCGUUAGGCUUAUUGGCACGAAAGAUACGAGUUUCCUUGAGUUUUGCCUGAAGCAAUCCAAAUCGGAGGCGGAGUUGCUUCUGAAACAGAACCUAGGGUCGUAUGAUCCCGAUCAUGAGUUCAUUGACAAAUUUCUCAACUACAAGGAGUUGCUACCGGCUGAUGUCCUUGAAAUUGCCUUUCAAAAAGGGAAUGACCAAAGAGGGGUCGCUGGGUUCAGCGGCGGAGAUGUGAAUUCAUACAGUGCAGAUGUUGGGGAUGUGGACCAAGACGGGUUCUCCAAAGGGGGCGGCAAGAAGAAGGGGAAGAAAGGAAAGAAGGUUAGUCCGGCUGUCUUGGGAUUUAACGUCGUGAGCAACCGCAUCAUGAUGGGUGAGAUCCAGACACUGGAAGAUUAGGGAGGAGGAUGAUGAAGUUUAAAGAUCAGAAGAGGCAGUUGUAAAUAGGUUUUUGGCUUUUGGACUGUAAAUGGCUUUUUACGUUCAUCGGUUUAGGAUUUUUCUUACCUGCCCCCUUUCUUUUAUCCCAUAUUUUCUGGAUCUUCCAUCUUUUGUAGUAGUAGUAGUAAGUGCCAGCCAGCCAACGACAGCAGCAGUGCUAUUUUUUUCUGCUCGAGCGAUUUUGUGUAACCUUAAAUUAUACCAUGGUAAGACUGCCUUCAAUUAUAAGGAAAAUUAAUGAAAAGGGCUUGAAAACCUUGAGUUUUAAC